AAUAGGCAUAUUAUUAAUAGUCCACGGCCUCGUAUCCGCGUCAUGCAGUUACUCGUCAUGAAGGUCGCUGUGUUCAUUUGUCUGCUGAGUGCGGUUGUUUUGGGUCAAGAAGGUACCGGAGGAGGGACGGGUCAUGGUCAUUUACCCGGGCACACGAAGGUUGUGGCUCACACCCCAGACCUCACUUCACCCAUCUUCUUCACGGAUGCCCAUAUGCACGCUCUGGUCAUGAAGACUUCGUCGGGCUGUUACAUUGAGCACGUGAAGCAGGACUUGUCCACAGCUGAGGGCGAGGUUCUCAAAAAUUUAGAGCUUCAGCAGAUACGAGCCGUGCGCACAGCUACCACUUUCCUCCAGGUCGUUGCCCUGAAUGCCCUAUCUCACUUCAGCUCCCAUAUCCAGUCGGCUUGUAGACACACGCAUUUGUAUCACUGGGAAUAAAGUGUACC
This is a messenger RNA of Liolophura sinensis, 449 nucleotides long. RefSeq lists its product as uncharacterized. Lineage: Eukaryota; Metazoa; Mollusca; Polyplacophora; Chitonida; Chitonidae. The transcript has 4 exons. The record is from RefSeq and is a predicted model, not a curated record. Bases 43 to 441 code for a protein of 132 amino acids.